This is a messenger RNA of Adineta steineri, 1130 nucleotides long. The record is from the annotation of a GenBank genome assembly. NCBI's taxonomy places the organism in Eukaryota, Metazoa, Rotifera, Eurotatoria, Adinetida, Adinetidae.
AUGAAUGAUUUGGACAAAUUGAUGAAAUCAAAUGAUGGUAUUUUUAAACAAUUUUUAUUUCCUAUGUUGGAUGAUAUUCUAAAAUUUAUUGAUACUAAGAAUGUGGGAAGAGGUGGUAAAACUGUUGAUCCUGAUUUAAAAAGUAAAAUUGAUCGUUUUCGUAAUCAAAUAUCCGAUGUGAUGGAAGAAACUGGAUGCAUUGAUUUAUAUGAUGAUAGACAAAUGUUUUGUGACUUUAAAAUUUUUCAACAAUCUGGUGAAAACAGUAAUGGUGGUGUUUUGAUUUUGGUACGGAAUGGAAUUAUGGUAAAAAGAGUAGAAUGUAAGCUACCUAAUGUAUGUGUCAUUGAUGCUGAGUUAGAGGAAGAUCUUAGAAUAAUAGGUGUAUAUGCGCCUGAUAGUCGUUCAUGGAGUUGGGAGGAUCUAUCUCCUUUUGUUAAUGAUAAAAUUGUUGUAUAUGGUGAUUUCAAUGUAGAUUUAGAGCAAGAUGGUGUUGUAGCUGACAAUUUGUUGGAUUGGGCUGACUCAUUGUUUUUAUCUCCUUUUGUACCUGAUGAUCCUACUUCUCUUAGAUCAGAUAGAAAGAUUGAUUAUGCUUUUUUAAAUAUUAUUAGAAUUGACGUUCAAACGCAUAAAAUGAAAACUACUAGUGAUCAUUGUCCAGUAAUUUCAGUUCUAUCUAUAAAAUUUUAUUUACAGAAUAUACAUUUCAAUUUUGCGAAAAGUGUUGGUGUUUUGAAAAUGUUGAUGUUUCCUAUAAUGAUUAUAUUCAAUUUCUUUAUCUUCUUACAGCUCGUUGUACAGUAAUUUUUCCGUUGAGCAAAUAUGAAAUUGCUAUUCCGUCUUAUAUACGUUGCUCUAUGUCUUAUGUACGAGCUCUUUCUUUUCGUCAGAAGAGAACUAAAAGCUUAGAUUUAAAACGAGAAGUAUGUUACUUACGGAAAAUUAAUAAAAAUGAACUAAAAUUCUUUUUAUCUUCUCAACUGUCUUAUGCUAUUCAACUAAGACCUACAAAAUCUCCUAUAUCUGUCUCUUUUUGGUCAAAUGCUAAACGUUUUAUUAAACCAACUUCAUCCUCUCUUCAUGGUUUUAUUGUUUCUUCAGGUGCAAUUGUGAAUGAUUCUAUUGGA